Microtus ochrogaster (prairie vole) is the source of this 2368-nucleotide messenger RNA. RefSeq names its product calcium channel flower domain containing 1 (gene Cacfd1). Gene Ontology annotation, cellular component: membrane. The record is from RefSeq and is a predicted model, not a curated record. NCBI's taxonomy places the organism in Eukaryota, Metazoa, Chordata, Mammalia, Rodentia, Cricetidae. Gene Ontology annotation, biological process: vesicle-mediated transport.
GCUGCGCGCAGCCUAGAGCGUAGCGUCCCAGCAGCAUGAGCGGCUCGGGCGCUGCCGGGGCGGCCGCGGGCCCUGCCCCGCCGGCGCAGGAGGAGGGCAUGACAUGGUGGUACCGCUGGCUAUGCCGCCUGGCGGGCGUGCUGGGGGCCGUGUCCUGUGCCAUCUCUGGACUCUUCAACUGUGUCACCAUCCACCCUCUGAAUAUUGCAGCUGGCGUGUGGAUGAUCAUGAAUGCCUUCGUCCUGCUGUUGUGUGAGGCGCCCUUCUGCUGCCAGUUCGUGGAGUUUGCAAACACAGUCGCUGAGAAGGUCGAUCGGCUGCGCUCCUGGCAGAAGGCUGUGUUCUACUGCGGGAUGGCCGUCGUUCCCAUCGUCAUGAGCCUGACCCUGACCACGCUGCUGGGCAACGCCAUCGCCUUUGCCACCGGGGUGCUGUACGGAUUAUCUGCCCUGGGCAAAAAGGGUGAUGCCAUUUCCUAUGCUCGGAUCCAGCAGCAGAGGCAGCAGGCAGAUGAGGAGAAGCUGGCUGAGACAAUGGAGGGAGAGCUGUGAGGUGGCCCAGGGUGGCCUACCCUCAUUGCCUACUGCCACUGGGUUCUGUGUGACGUCUGGAGAAGGCGGAGAGCCAAGUCUGUAAAAUGGCCUGGGAGAGGAGUCCCUGCAAGUCAUCAUGCCUCAAGUCGUCUUGUGCCUACCCUGUUCUCUGGACCUACUCAGCCUGGAGCUCCUGCCCCACUGGUACUGAAGACCUGGGCCAUAGGAUAUGGAUGGGAUGAACUCGCUCCUGUGAGCCUAUGGUGCAGAUUCCUGCGCUGGUCACCCUUCCCAGACCUAAGGCCGGUCACCCAGGCUCUUGCCGCUUCAGGGCCGAGCUGGCUGGCAGGUGAGGCUUCAGCUCUGCCCCAUGCACGUGUCCUAAGAGCAGAGGAUGAAUGCAGCAGUGUCCUGAGGCCAGCGACUGUUGCCUGGAGCAGGAGAGAUAGCUGGUCCUUUGAGAAUCUACAGCGCUCCCAGGAAGCAGCUUCUUGGCCAGAAGAGCAGCGUUGGCAGUGGCCAGAGGGCUGGGUGGAAGUCCCCUGGUGCCUUGGCCAACCUAUUCCAGAUACCUUGUUCCAUCUCCCCUGGGCCUUGCCUUGACCUCCAGGUCCUGCCCCUCCCCCCAGCUCAGGCUUUGGUGCUAGGAAGUGUGUGUUUGUGUGUGUGGUGUGCACUGGGAGCGUGUACUCCUGCUAAUACGCAGUGAGAGCCUCUUUAUCAGUGAUGGCAGGCUCACUAUUUGUAGGGAUUGACCUCAGGUAUUCCUCCCAACCUGCCCCUGGCAUCCUGUAGCCUUUGAAGAGCUGAGCAGAGACUCAAGUCACCUCUCACACAGAGCUGGCCCUGCCUCAGGUACUAGACCUAGGUGAGUAGGCCUGCAUGGCUAGGAUAUGGAGAGCUGCUACUCUGGAACUAGUCCUCCUGCACAAACCCUGGUUGUCCCCCAUCCUUCUGCACUGUUAUCUUUUCCUACUGUCCUGUGAUGUUGGCACUAGUGGCUGCUUAGAUGGGCGGGACCCUAGACAUUAGGCACAUGUUGGUGGUCUGGCUGAAGAUGACGUGAGAGAUGCUAAGCCCCGCCUCCCUCCUGCACUAGGACUUCAGCUGGGCCAGGAGUUGCUGAGUCUCCAGGGAAUCUUUAGCUCACCAGUUUUUGGAGCCAGGAAUAGUGGGCAUUCUAUUUUGGAUAGAGACUUUUUGAUAUGUGGGCUCCGGUCAUUUCUCAGAGAGCCUGGACACAGUGAACCCCAGAGUAGCAGAGAUGUCACAGUGUACCUGGCUUGGCAGGACAUGUGUCUUCAAGGUUUUUCUGAGGCUAUUUUUCUCAAGCCAGGAAUGGGCUUCAAGGGCUCUGUAUAUAUGUAUGUUUGGGUGUGUCAGGGCCCAUGUUCACAGUAAGACCUGUCUACCUCCCAGGAGGAGCAAAGGCCCUACCUGCCCCUCUGGUUACUUGUAUUGGCAAAAGAUUCAGGUCACUUCUGCCCAGGCCUUCUGUCCCUGGUAUUGAAACUCGCUACAUCUGUGGAUAAGAUUGGACUCCAAUAAGGAAAUUGAUUUUGUACUGGGAAAGCAUGGGGUAGGGGGUAAAGGUAGAGAGAGGGAUACAGACCAGAGUGGGACAGUAAUUUACAUCCUAAGGUUCCGGAAUUACAGUGGCUCUGGAGCCCAUUGCUUUGCUUCUGAGCACACACAGGCACUCUCUAGCCUAGACUAGGCCCCUCUAUUGCCUGUAUCUGACUGUCUUCUGUGGCUCCCCUUGCCACCCACCCCCGGUUUGUUUUUGGUUAGCUUACAUUUGGAGUAAAGCAAGGCUGUAGUUGGUACGCACAGUC